Molecule: messenger RNA, 2510 nt
Organism: Hyalella azteca
Lineage: Eukaryota; Metazoa; Arthropoda; Malacostraca; Amphipoda; Hyalellidae
Product: innexin inx1
Exons: 6
Coding region: 243-1385 (380 amino acids)
Cellular component (GO): gap junction; plasma membrane
Molecular function (GO): gap junction channel activity
Source: RefSeq, a predicted model, not a curated record
UACUUCUUAUUUAAUGCAGAUACGUCUGGAAAUAUUCUGCGCUGAACUAACCUUCCACCUAAAAUUAACUAGCUGAAAAUUGUGCUUGGCUUUUAGGCAACAGUUAAAUUAUGCAGUGUAGAUAAAUUCAUUUGAAUGUCUCAUCAUUGCUUCUUAUUUCAGCCAGUUGAUGCGCCUUGUCUUUUGUGACUUGAUUACGAUAGGUACUUUUAAGAUAUUGCAGUUCAGGGUAAAUUGGAGCAAUGGCUCUGAGAUAUGCAGGAGGUUUGAAGGCCUUCCUUGCCCGGGAUGAAUACCCGAGCGAGAGCAGCAUAUUCCGCCUACAUUAUCAGUUCACCGUCGCAAUGCUUAUUGGAUCUUCAGUGUUCCUCACAGCGAACGAGUUCUUCGGUGAAACUAUUUCCUGUUUGUCAGACUUGCCUGGCAAUGUGGUGACCACUUACUGUUGGAUUAAAUCCACAUUUACGAUACAGGAUUACCAGUACAGAGAGGUGGGCAAGUCGGUAGCCCAGCCAGGCGUUCUGUCGCCCGAGGGAUAUACUGAAGAAGAGCUCGAGGCCAAGUGGACGUUCCAUAACUACUACCAGUGGGUGGUGUUCUUCCUCUGCUUCCAGGCCGCCUUGUUCUACUUACCGAAGCUAAUAUGGAACACCGUCGAGGGGGGACUCAUGGGAAGCAUCGCUAACGGACUCAACAAGACGCUCUACAAGGACGAGGAUGUCGGCGACAGAAAGAAGGUUGUGGUCGAGUAUAUCAUCACACAUAUAAAGAUGCAUAAUGGCUACGUCUUCAAAUACUGGGGGUGUGAAUUAUUCUGUUUCGUCAACCUUAUUCUGCAAAUGUACUUCGUGGACACAUUCCUGGGCCAUCAGUUCCUCACCUACGGUACAGAGGUGGUGAACUACAGCAACAUGGAUCAAACGGAGCGCGUUGACCCGAUGAUUUACAUAUUCCCUCGAAUGACGAAGUGCAUCUUCCACAAGUACGGAUCCUCGGGCAGCAUUGAACGGCACGACGCCUUCUGCCUGCUGCCGCUCAACAUCCUCAACGAGAAGAUCUUCAUCCUGCAGUGGUUCUGGUUCAUUUUCUUGGCCACUUUGUUCGGCCUCCUGAUCGUCUACCGUAUCAUGUUGCUCGCAUUGCCUGGACUGAGACCGCGAGUCAUGCACCAGCACAACAGAGCCGUGCCGAUGGAAGCACUGGAGGCCUUCACGUCGAAAACAAGAAUCGGUGACUGGUGGAUACUGUACGUAUUGUCUAAGAACAUCGACCCCCUCAUCUACAAGGAUAUUAUGUCCAAGCUUGCGAAAGAGAUCGAAACGAACGCCAGCAAUAACCCGUACCCAAGCUCUGCGCCCUCCAUGUUUGCAAGCUCGUCGGUUUAGCGAUUAAAUCUCGUACUGUUUAGCAUUGAAUAGGUUUACUAUGGCAUAACUUUGAGGUGUGCUUGCUCGCUAAAAGAGCCUGUAAUAUCAGUCGUGCUAUGUCUCAAAACUCAUUACGAGUUAAUGUUAGACCGAGGGUUUCUGAGUUCUUUAGUUUUUUUUAAUGAGGUUAAAAAAUGAUGGAAAGGAACUUGAUUUAAAAGAGUUGCUGUCGCAUGCUUUUUCAGGAGUUCCAUUAGAGGAUCUUAAUGAACUGUGAAGUUUAUUUAUAAGUAUUCGACUCUAUCAACUGGCUUUUCACAUGAUGUAUCUUUAUAGCAUUAGUGUCAGAUAGAAAUAUUUUUUGUAUUCUUGGGUAAGCAAUUUAUUCACGGUGGGUAAUUUUCAUCCAUUACUGCUGAGAGUUCUUUUAAAUCUGCUUAAUUACUGUGUUAGUAUAUUGAGCUAAAGAUUCUCGGAACUGUCGAAUCUUGUUUCGUUGGAGUUAGUGGAGGAAUCUACAAUUUUUUACGUUCACUACAUUAGGGCCUUGAACAUUUACGGGUCACGUUGUUGUUCGCAAAAAUUGAUAUGGAUUUACUAUAAUUGCUCAUUGACUCGGUUUAGAUACAAGUGUAGGUUUUUACCGUGUCCUGGAUGACAUGUAACGAAGAUUAUUCCUCACUACAUGGCGUCUACGUGUACUGUGUGUUCACUAAUUUAUUCCAAAAGCCCAAGUGAAAAUGAGGUGCUGCCAAUGUGUCUUCCAUCGCCUCUGUCGUAAGCAGUAGUGCAUUCCUUCAUAUAUUGGUAUAGUUACGAACGACUCCCGUAUCAUUUUUCCUUGGCAUCGGAAUGAGAGAGGGCCAAGAUGAUGUUGCGUUGCCAUAAUGAUUAAACUCCUGCAGAUAUGAUUAACAAAACGUUGCAGUUCUAAGACUGAAGGAAUUAUGCAGCAUAUCAGUUACUUGGUUCUGUUCUCGACGCGUCAUUGAGCAAACCUUCUGGAGCAUUUACUGAACUCAUGAUACGGUGGUAGUGCAAUCGCUCGAAGUCGCUCUUUUUUAAUUAACUGCCUUCUAGAAACUGGAUACGUUGCUAUUGUAGUUUAUUCCUGCCUGUAUUCAUUUUAGUGAUUUGACAUUU